Molecule: messenger RNA, 1068 nt
Organism: Mytilus californianus (California mussel)
Lineage: Eukaryota; Metazoa; Mollusca; Bivalvia; Mytilida; Mytilidae
Product: actin-binding Rho-activating protein-like
Exons: 1
Coding region: 170-628 (152 amino acids)
Biological process (GO): positive regulation of Rho protein signal transduction
Molecular function (GO): actin binding
Source: RefSeq, a predicted model, not a curated record
ACAUAAUCAAUAUAUCUGACGUGUGUAUUCUAAUCUACUUUUGUACUCAAAACAAAUACUGUAUUUACAAUAUGAACACGCGGAAAGUUUUUCAACAGAUUUUAAGUGGGUGAUUUUGAUAUGAGUUCGUUUUGGAGUCAAGUAAUAACAAGAACUGUUUCAGGUAGUCAUGGAACAAGAAAUGGACGAACAGCCUUUAACAAAUAGAGUUCAGAUGUGGCAAAAAAGAGCAGACGAACACAAGGAGAAACAACUUAUCAACCCAUUUUCUGAUUGGGAGGGAGCCACACAUCGCCAGAAAUUGUCAAAAGAUGAUGAAAACUAUGGACGUCCCGUAUCAGGAUCAAAAACUGAAUCCAGAGGGAAGCUGGCAGGUGAACAAAGUAGUCGUGAAGUAAUCGAUCUUUGUUAUGUCAUCAAUGACUUGGGAAAGCACCAAGAAGAUGGUAGUGUUAACAUUACUUUUGGUGAACUAUUUGAAGCUUACCUGACUAUAUCUAAUAACUUAGUGGGUACAUUGAUUAGAGCUAGAAAAUAUAAAUUUGUGGAAUUUGAAGGAGAAAUGUUGUAUCAAGGACGGGAUGAAGAAAAAGUGAUAACAUUAAGGACUUUACCCGAAAGACCGUAGUGUUUAUUUUUGGGGCUAUAGAUGGACUAUACAGGAGCCGCAUGGGAUUAUGUGACAAUAAAGUGACAUAUACCGUGGAACCAAUAUAAGAACACCAGAAUGUAGCACUACAAUUAGGGCAGUGGGAUUAUAGCGCACCUGCACUCCCUUUGUCAAACUAUGACUUUGUAGACGUUGUUAUAGACUCUAGUAUAACAAGAAUCUUAGCUCUGGACGGUUAAAGCUUUUAGUCGUUCGGAAAGACUUAUCAUUAAUUUAAUGAUUAAUGUGAACAAAUGUAGAGUAACUGUCUUUAGAAUAAUAACAAACUUAUCAACACUCUCUCAAUAUUUCAUUUUGACGUGUUUUUCCAAUUUAAAUCAAAACUUUUAUUGUAGACAUUGAUUUUAUGUGCUCAAAUUCUCUUGUACAUUAAAAAAUAUUUAUUUAUACAUUACUAU